Messenger RNA from Prunus dulcis (almond), 935 nucleotides. RefSeq names its product NADH dehydrogenase [ubiquinone] 1 beta subcomplex subunit 3-B-like. Gene Ontology annotation, biological process: mitochondrial respiratory chain complex I assembly; electron transport chain. The record is from RefSeq and is a predicted model, not a curated record. The transcript has 2 exons. Bases 81 to 335 code for a protein of 84 amino acids. Gene Ontology annotation, cellular component: mitochondrion. NCBI's taxonomy places the organism in Eukaryota, Viridiplantae, Streptophyta, Magnoliopsida, Rosales, Rosaceae.
AGUGAGGAGAUUCACUCAUCAUCAGAGUUUUCAAAGCUAAAACUUUUGAGAAUAAGCAAGAAGAAGAAGAGAGAAACAGGAUGGGGAGUACUAGCAAGAAGGCGCUGGGGACGACAGGGGAGUUCUUCAGGAGGAGGGACGAGUGGAGGAAGCACCCGAUGCUGACGAAUCAGCUCCGCCACGCCACUCCCGGCCUCGGCAUCGCUCUGGUGGCCUUCGGCGUCUACCUUGUCGGCGAGCAAGUCUACAACCGCCUCAUUUCUCCUUCUGCUGCUUCCUCAUCUCACGCUCAUUCUCACUCUCAUUCCGCCUCUACCACCUCUGCUACUCACUGAGCUUCAUUUCGCAGAUGGGUGCUCCAGCUCAGCACGAGGAACAGAGUUUGGAGUUUCUUGUAUUUUUCUGCUCCUUAUCUGGUUGAUAUUUCAAUAAAAUGUUUUAAGUUAACAAGGGCCUUAAACAACUUGAAGGCUGUGAAUUUUAUUCUGCAGAGUUUUAAGAUGUUGUUGCUACUCCUUGAAUGGCUACAUUUGAAGAUUGCAUCAGUUGAAAGCGCGUGUUUCGUUAUUUUUAUUUGCCUUUGAACUGCCUGCAUCUUCUACUUCUAAGCUACUUUCAUUUUGGGUUAUGAUUGUGUUUGGUUAUGUGUGUGGUUGAUUGAGUUUAGUUAUGUUCGUGGUUAUUGUCGUGGUUCCGCAUGCAAAGGAGCCUGCAAGUGGCAAAAGGAGAGAAAUUCUUUUGGGAGCUUAAAUGCUCAUGACGACUGAAGUUUGAAGGUUGAGAGCAUUCUGGCCUUCUUGGAUGGUAGAUAUGAAGCCCAAGUCUUUUUAUGAAGUAGUCAUGUUGAAGUUUAAUUAGCAAUUAAAACAAGUAGGCUUUGUAUCUCACAAAAACGCUGUUUAAAUCUGUGCCACUGCUCUUUUCCAUUUUUACUA